GGAAACAAAUGCCCCGUCUUCCUCUGCUCUCUCUCCCCUCUCCCUCUCCCUCUCUCCUCCUUUCGUCUCCUUCUCGCGUAAGCCUUGCCUUGCCCUGCCCUCAAAAUCCCUCACAAAAUCAUCACCUCCACCCGCCGCCUCUCCCCCAAUUCUCCCCGGCGGCGCGCCCUCCCCGAGGCAACUCGACCGUGCGGCGGCGGCGCUCCGGCUAAUGCGCGUGCUCCCCUCAGCCUUUCCUGGUGAUUUUGUGUUAUCCGUGCGUCACACGUAACUCUGGGUGCCGUAGUGUUGGUGAAACUACCUGCAUUGUGUGAUCGAGUUUGGCUUCGUGGACUCUUCUGGUACUGAUAUGGACGAAGCCCCGGGUAAUCAGGACAAUCUGCCAUUCCUUGGCAACUUCACUGGAGCCAUGUUUUAUGGGGAACAAUCUGCAGGGUGUUCUUCUCUCGAGGCAGGGUGGGUUCCUAUGAGUGAAAGGAUCCCUGCUCAGCAUGAUAUAGCAAUGGCGCGAGGUAACUGGAAUGGUCUGGGCAUAAUGGACAAUGCCAAUUUGUUUGAUGAGCAGGCAUUGGUAUCUGCAUUUGGUAACAUGGGAUUGAGCCUCACUGGUAAUGCUGCUGCUGAUUCUUCUGCUCACUCUGGCACUGUUGGAUCCAGGGAUGGACUCCUUUUUGCAGACUCUUUGUUUACAUCGGCUGAUUACCCAACAAAUCUGCCACAUCAGCCAGCGUUUGGUCAAGAUGAGUUUGUGCCUUCAUAUUAUACGGUCCACAAUGCUGGACACAUGAAAACAAAGUUUGGUGCACAAAAUCCUCCAAUGUACACAGGGAUGCAUGGCACAGAUAAUGCGUUUGUGACUAGAACCAAUUUACCGCAAGCUUUGUCUUUCCAGCAACAUCAUAUUAUUGAUACGCAGCCACAGACAUAUGCACCUUGUUAUCAGCAGAUGGACUAUAAAUUUAAGCGGCAUGAUAUCGAUGCCGAGACGAAUUUUUUCAUGCAGCCACAGUAUCCUUAUCAGCAAUAUCCACAGGCUGCUGAUGUUCAUUGGAUCAAUAGCAAUCAGUAUGGUGUUAUCAACUCAUCAGACAAGUAUGCAGCUGCGCCUCACCGUGGAGUGCCUACUGUUCGUCAUCUGGGACAUGGCAGUCCUGAUAUCUACAGGAAUGGUGCUGUAAUUCCUAAUGGAAGUAACCGACGGGGUUUGACACAUGUGAAUAACUGUCCUUUUAUAAGUUAUCCUGACUGCUUAUGUGAAACCUGUGAAUAUUGUCAGAUUCAUCUAUCUGAAAAUCUCAAACGUUCAUUUGCGCUCAGACAUACACCCAAAUGUUCAUCAGACGAUUGCAUCUCUGAUAAAGCGAAAAGUUCACCGUCAUCCUUGGAUUCUGUGGCCAUGAAAUCUGCCCAACUGCCCUAUAGUUCAGUUGAUGAAGUUGUUGGGGAAUUGUACCACUUGGCGAAGGAUCAGAAUGGUUGCCGUUUCCUCCAAAGGAUAUUUAUUGAAGGUUCUCGAGAGGAUGCUCGAAAGGUCUUUGAUGGUGUAAUUGAGCAUAUCGAUGAACUUAUGGUGGAUCCAUUUGGAAAUUAUUUGAUACAGAAAAUAUUUGAGAAGUGCAAUGAUAAUCAAAAGAUGCAUAUACUUUAUGAAAUAACCAAAAUACCUGGCCAGCUAAUUGAAGUUGCAUGCAACAUGCAUGGGACACGUGUGGUGCAAAAGGUGAUAGAAUCUAUUAGUACCUCAGAUGAAGUGUCCAUGGUUGUAUCUGCUCUGAGCCACGGUGCCAUUACUCUGAUGAUGGAUUCCAAUGGCUGCCAUGUUGCAGAACGUUGCUUGCUGAAGCUGUCACCUGAGGGCAAAGCAUUCCUUGUCAACGCGGCCACGAAAUACUGCGUUGAGCUAGCAAAGGAUCGGCAAGGCUGCUGUAUCAUCCAGAAAUGCAUCGCUCAUGCGAGCAAGGAGCAGAGGAACAGGUUACUGUACAGCAUCACAACUCGGGCUCUCGAGCUCGCAGAAGAUGAGUACGGGAACUACGUGAUACAGUUCGUGCUGGGGCUCGGGGUUGCCUGGGCAACGAAUGAGGUACUGGACAAGCUUGAGGGCAGCUAUGGGUACCUGUCGACGCAGAAGUGCAGCAGCAACGUGGUCGAGAAGUGCCUGAGAGAAGCGCCGGAGCGAGAACGCGCGAGGAUCAUCCUUGAGCUCAUCCACGACCCCAGGCUGCUUAACGUCCUGGUUGAUAAGUAUGGGAAUUAUGUGAUCCAGACUGCACUCCGGGAGUCUGAGGGUACUGCGGUGGAGGCUGCGUUGAUCCGAGCCAUCAAGCCACACGCCGGCGCUCUUCGGAACAACAUGUAUGGGAAGAGGGUCCUGUCGAAAGCCUGCCUGAAGAGCAGGAAGCCCUGAUCCCAACAAUCCCAUGCCGUCCUGAUCGCGCUCAAGUGUAGUACAAAUCCUGUAAUAAGGUAGUGUUAUCUAGGAAUGGGGAGGAGGAGGAGAGUAGUCUGUGGGGUCUGGUUGGAGGAGGAAUCCACAUUUUGGGCCAGUGUAGAACGAUCCCAUGCGUGUUGUAGCUGUAGAGUUCUUGGGAGAGUUCGUUGCAAAUAAGUAAGCGUUGUGUCGUUGCUACGAUUAGUAUUACGUCCGUCAGACGAUGCUCUGUAUCUUCUUUACAUUUUCUUACAGCAGUAAAAUUUCCAUUUUCUGGU
Molecule: messenger RNA, 2709 nt
Organism: Zea mays
Lineage: Eukaryota; Viridiplantae; Streptophyta; Magnoliopsida; Poales; Poaceae
Product: Pumilio homolog 12
Exons: 6
Coding region: 350-2407 (685 amino acids)
Biological process (GO): post-transcriptional regulation of gene expression
Cellular component (GO): cytoplasm
Molecular function (GO): mRNA binding
Source: RefSeq, marked validated